AUGGAAAUUGGUUCCAUGAUACUACUAUUCUCAUGUGUUUUAUUCUUGCUUCUUUCAUCUUGUGCAACACUAGACACCAUAUCUACAAAUCAAGUAAUCAGAGAUGGAGACACAAUAGUUUCAGAUGAUAAAAUGUUUGAACUUGGGUUCUUUAGCCCCGAAAGAUCCAAGAAUUGGUACGUAGGGAUCUGGUACAAGAAAAUAUCAACGGGUACAGUCGUAUGGGUUGCUAACAGGGAGACAACAAUCACAGAUAAAUCAGGCAUGCUCGAACUUAGCAGGCAGGGAAACCAACUAAUUUGUAGCGGUGACAAUACAGUUAUCUGGUCAUCCAAUUUAACAGUAUCUGCAAUGAAUGAUAAUCUGGUGGUGGUCGUGCAGCUUCUGGAUACUGGAAAUCUUGUUGUGUGGGAUAGAAGUACCAAGAACGAACGCGUAAUCUGGCAAAGUUUUGAUCAUCCGGGUAACACAUUCUUACCCGGAAUGAAAAUUGGGAAAGAUUUGGCAUCAGGAAGAGAACGAGUUAUAAUACCAUGGAAGAGUGCAGACGAUCCUUCACCAGGUCCAUAUUUACAUUGGCUAGACACAAAUGGUUAUCCACAAAUAUUUGUGAGAAAAGGUUCGGUUAUACGAUGGAGAUCUGGACCAUGGAAUGGUCUUAAGUUUCAAGGCUGGAGCAUAGAAAACCCAAAUCCUAUUUACUCGAUUCAGUUUGUAAUGAACGAAAAGGAAAUAUAUUAUAAAUAUGAUCUUAAGUCAUCGGCUGUUCAAAGGGUCCUUGUGUUGCCAGAUGACGUCGCAGUGCCUUUGCAAUGGAUGGAUCAAAUCCAAGAGUGGGUUGUGCAUACUAUUGGAGCCGCAACAGAUAGUUGUGGUGGUUACGGGCUUUGUGGGCCAUAUGCAAGCUGCAAUGCUAACAGGUACCCCCCUUGUAAAUGUAUGGCAGGUUUUAAGCCUCAGGUCCCAGAUGAAUGGGAUAGAGCAAAUGGGUCGAGUGGGUGUGAACGUAAACAGGACUUAGAUUGUAUGAGUGGGUCUGGCUUUAAAAGAAUCUCAGGAAUUGUGUUUCCGGACACACGGCGUUCAUGGUAUAAUCAUAGCAUGACACUUGAAGAAUGUGAGAUGGCUUGCAGAAUGAAGUGCAAUUGUACGGCUUAUGCAAAUUCAGAUAUCAGAAAUGGAGGAAGCGGAUGUUUGCUUUGGUUUGAUGAGCUUAUGGACACCAGAGAAAAUGAUGAUAACCAAGAUCUUUACAUAAAAUUGGCUGCCUCUGAGUUUGCAGGUUCACACGUCUAUGGUUUUAACUAUAUUUUUGAGUUGUUAUAAACUUAAUACACUUGUAAGUUUAUUGUAAAUCAUUCAUGCUCAAACAAGAAGAAGAGAGUAUUUAUAGUGGUAAUUUUAACCACAUCUGUUGUGCUACUUCUAUUUAUGGUGGCAUAUGCUGUUACAAAGAAACGAAAUAGGCUUCAUAUGAAAGUAAGAGGUAACUUAGAUAUCUUCUGAUGCUUCUAGAAUUAAAAUCAUCCUUGCACUUUGGAAACUUAAAUAAUUUUUGGCUCCUUUGUGUAAUCACAUAUGCUAGUUUGUAGGAGACAGUUAUGCCCGUGAUAAAAAGGAUAACAAUGUUCAGAUGGAAGAUCUUGACGAGCUACCUUCAUUUAGCUUAAAUAAAUUAAUUAAGGCUACAGAUAACUUUGACAUCAAUAAAAAGAUUGGAGAAGGUGGAUUCGGCCCUGUUUACAAGGUAUAUAGAAGGGAACACGUAUUUGUAUCGUUAGUGAAAAGCGUGAAAUAGAACUGUAACGUUUCUAUAUUAGUGUGUGAUGGAAGAUGGUCAAGAAGUAGCCAUAAAGAGGCUAUCAGAAACAUCCAAACAAGGGCUUGAUGAGUUCAAGAAUGAAGUCAUUUGUAUUGCAAAACUUCAGCACCGGAAUCUUGUGAAGCUUAUAGGAUACUGCAUGCAUGGAAACGAAAUGAUUUUGAUUUAUGAAUACAUGGCUAACAAAAGCUUGGACACAAUUCUGUUUGGUUUGACUCGCUUUUAUCUCAAUGCACCUUUCAUUUCUGUGAAAUUCAAUAACAGACAAUUUACUAGCUGUACACAUGUUGUUAAACUCAUUAAUAGACAAUAAAUUAUUAGAUGGUUAUCU
Molecule: messenger RNA, 2153 nt
Organism: Helianthus annuus (common sunflower)
Lineage: Eukaryota; Viridiplantae; Streptophyta; Magnoliopsida; Asterales; Asteraceae
Product: G-type lectin S-receptor-like serine/threonine-protein kinase At4g27290
Exons: 1
Coding region: 1-1326 (441 amino acids)
Biological process (GO): recognition of pollen
Source: RefSeq, a predicted model, not a curated record